UAGUUGUAGUUCUAUCAGUUUACUAUUCCAUGUUGUAAAAUUCAGAGACAGCUGACAGAGUCAAGUCCGAUUUUUUCAAUUGUUAAUGUUAACAAUUGUUAAUUGGGUUAAUUGUAAGAAUUAUAACGUGCGUGUAAACCUGUUUUCGCAAAUUUUGAUAAUUAUACACUCUGCGAAGACGGAAAUUUUAAAAUAUGAAUUCUUUCAAGAUGGGAAGAUUUUUGGCGAAUGAGUGUUAUGUUUGUAAAUCCAGAGACAAAUUAAAAAGAUGUGAAUGCAACAUGAUUUACUAUUGCUCUGAGAAUCAUCGAUUAGAACAUUUGCCAUUUCAUGAAAGUUUUUGCAAAGUAAUUAAGGAAUUAUUAAAAGAGAAAAAAGUGUCACACAUUUAUGAAGAGCUUAAAAUUCUAAGCGGAGACGCUUGGAAAACAAAAAAAUUGCAAAUAUUAAAUGAAAUAAAACAAAAAUUAGGAAGAACCAUGAGUCCUUUAGAACAUUCAAUGUUUAAACGUCCGCGAAUAUGUUUCGUUUGCCGUCAAGCAAGACAAGAAGAUUUAACAAAUUGUCCUGAUUGUCCAGUGGCAAGUUUUUGUAAAAAUCAUCCUCAAGAUGAAAUUCACAGUAUGAAUUGCAAAGUGAUGAAUCAAUAUUUAAACAUUUUGAACACAGCAGAGGAAUUAAACAUUGACUUGGAAUUUCUCUCUCCUACUUUUCCAUGUAUUAGAAAUAAGGGAAACAGAAUUUUUGGCGAACUUACACGGACAUUCCAUGUAAUUGACAUGAAGGAAAGAUGUUUAAAAUCGAGAUUAUUGAAAAUGGACCUUAUUAACUUUAUGGAUGCAGCUUCGAAAAUUAAUAGUGCUUUACAAAAAGUACACGAAACGAUUCCAGACGAAUUGACAAUUCAUAUCGAUGCCCUUUCCUACGAACACGCAAUUACAAAAGAAAAUUAUUGGGAAUUUCUUUUGCAUCUCAAUCCACAUAUAAAAAAGUUAAAAAUUGUUACAAUUGCAACCAAAAAUUGGUCCAAUUUAGAGACGUCUCUUUGUCAAAAUUGUCAUUCAGAGGGAAAAGAAUUAAUUGUUGAAUAUUCGUCAAAAACUUACGACGAUUACAUGCUGGAUGAAAAUUAUCAAGAACCAGAUAUUCUGGUUUACGUGAAAAUCGUCGAUGAGUGUAAUUCUGAAAAACGAAAUAAGUGGAGUGAACUUAACUGUCCCGUCAUUUUGCGAUUUGACACAAAUUCGAUCUUUUGUCAAACAUUACAAUUUCUCUCGCUUUCAACAGCGAAGUUUGAAUUUAUUUACGAGGGACAAUUUAAAACACCAUUCGCUACAUUGUCGUCACUUGAAAACAAAGACUAUUUUAUAAUUUUGCAAACAAAGGAGAACAAAGUUCUUCAAAAAUCUUUUGAUGCAGUAACAGGCGAAAUUACCGAGGACAAAAUCGCUACAAACACUACUAAAAAUCUCUCAGAUGUUGAAGAUAUUGAUUUAGAAAUUCUUAAAUGCGUCGAAAGUAAUUCAAAAGAUGAUUCGAAAAGUACUCCGUCAGAAUCAAAAAACAAUUCUGACAAUAACGAAAAUUCAAAGUUGGAAAAAAACGAUAAUCAAUCUGCUUCCACUUCUUACAUCGAUUCAAACAAGAUUAUAGUAAUUGAAAAAGAAAAUACAAACACAAACGAAACCGAGGAGGAGAAAAAUUGUGAUAAGGAAAAGACGGAAAUUAAAGAAUCGAAUAAGGAAGAAAAAACCGUAGAUCGUGUGACACUUUCUCCAUCAUCAUCUGUACGUUCAUUUGUCAUUAUUUCGGAACCCGGAGAAGAGGAGGAAGAAAAAAUUUUUAAAAACUCAGAAACAGAAGAAAAUGGAAAAUAUUUAAAGUCUGUCGCCAAUAAAUUUCUCGUUCCAAAUGGUAAAGGGCGAAAAAAUACGGAAGAGGACAAUAUGGAGAAGAAGAAUAUAGAAGAGCGCAAAGAAAAGAAAAAUGAUCAAAAAAUUCUCGUCAAUUCGGAAAGUUUCGAAAAGAAAACGGAUAAUUCUUCUCAGUCCGAUGUAAUAGGACAUGGUUCAUAUCUUGAAAAUGAAAACGAAGAUUUGCGACAACAAUUAAAUUUGGCAUUCAAAGAAAUAACGAAACUACAAACAAAAUUCGAUCACGUUUGUUUUCAAUUGAACAAAAAGGAAAAGGUAAUAAAGAAUUUAUUACGCGUUAUUGUCAACUUUGAAGACACUGAUUCAGUGUGUGAAGCGAACAAAAUUUAAAUCCGUUACGAAAAAACUCUUUUAUUUUUUGUCUUUAGAAGACAAUUUUUUGUUUUUAUUUUUUGAAUUUGAAAUUCAAAUACUAAUUUCUUUUUUACUUCCUCUUUUACAUUUUCAAUGAUU
Messenger RNA from Leptopilina heterotoma, 2387 nucleotides. RefSeq lists its product as uncharacterized. The record is from RefSeq and is a predicted model, not a curated record. NCBI's taxonomy places the organism in Eukaryota, Metazoa, Arthropoda, Insecta, Hymenoptera, Figitidae. The transcript is spliced from 2 exons. The coding region runs from base 195 to 2264 and encodes 689 amino acids.